AUGGAGAGCCCAGACCUACCCCUCCACCACACAAGCAGACACCUCCAGCAGGUGUUCCUCCGGAGUACACUAUUCCCACCCAACACUACUACUACCAGUUUAAGGGACUCUCCUCGUUGCGAUAAGAUCAGUUAUGAUUAUGAGAUUAUCCCGGCUGUCGUUUGCUCCAUGUGUUUUCUUUUUGGAAUUGUCUACACAUUUUUUGGUUAUCGUUUCUUCAAGGCUGUGAUGUUUCUCACUGGAUUCAUUUUUGGCACUGUUCUAGUCUAUAUAAUCUGCUUCGAAGAAGAUAUUCUGCCGCCAGAAGCCAAUGCUGGCAUUGCCAUAGCUGCUGGAAUCAUUUGUGGACUUAUAACCAUGCUUGUACAAUAUGUUGGGCUCUUCCUAACUGGCUUUCACCUCGGCAUUGGACUUUCCACAGGUGUUCUGGUCACUGUUGAUCAAUUUUACAACAUCACAAACAAAUGGAUCCCUAUUGGAGUUCUCAUUGGGGUAGGGAUUCUGUUUGCCUUGCUAAUUUUGAAAUUCCAGAAAGCUGGAACAAUUCUGGGAACAAGUAUAUUUGGUGCUGCCCUCAUGGUUACCUGCCUGGACUACUUCAUCGAAAAGUUUCUGAUUAUUAACUAUGUUUGGGAAAGCAUCAAGGUGACCGAUUCAAUGCCUCCCUGUUGGUACAGUUGGCUGGUGAUUGCUUGCUGGCCUUUCUGUUUUAUUGUUGGGACAUUCACCCAGUGGAGAAUUACUGGACAAGGCUUUGACCACCAUGAACGGACAUUAGUGAACAAUGUGUCAGCUGCCAAAUAUCGUUCUCCAAGUGCUGAAGAGGUUGAUGUUUUACACAACAAACGAGUCCGCAAAGUGAAUUUGCAACGAAUCCGAGCCAAGCAAAGACGUGAUCAACAGCAUUCUCGCUACCGACACCUGUACCAGGUGCGCAGAUUUAACGGGGAUGUGAUUUCUCAGGUAAGUUUCUUUUUAGCUUUUCUCAACCGAAGAGAUCAUCAUUCAAUCAGUAAUCAAAGUUGA
This is a messenger RNA of Acanthosepion pharaonis, 1026 nucleotides long. Lineage: Eukaryota; Metazoa; Mollusca; Cephalopoda; Sepiida; Sepiidae. The record is from the annotation of a GenBank genome assembly.